CAGUUGUUUUCCUCUCAAGAUGGCUCUGAAAUAUAUGAAUACCAAAAACAGAAAAGACUGCAAUUUUGACUUAUGGAUACAGAUAAGACUUGUGGAUACAUUUUGGAUAGAAACAGAUUACGGUCUACACAACCAAUUCUCAAGUUCUUGAUUCUUGAAAUUAAACACAAAACCAAUAGAAUUAGUAUAUAUAUACAAUAAUGGAAGUUCUUAGUUGUUCAAAAAUAUAUACAAUAAUUUUUUUAAGAUUUAUUUUAUUUCUAUUUCACAUAUAUAUUUUGUAUAUAUAAAACAAUAAAAUAAUUGAAUCCGUUUAUAUACUUACAACGAUAUACCAAAAUGAUAAUGUUUAAAACAAUAUAACAUAAAAAAAAUGUACCACUUUAAAAUAUCCCAUGCUGAAAUUUGAAUAUAUACAUAUACAUUUCCAAAAGAAAUCAACUAUCUUUGUUAGUUGCGACUUGCCAGCCAUAUCCUAGAGAUAAUGUUUUAUUUUUUGUUUUAUUUAUUAUUAUACAAGAAAAACAAAAUAACUCCCGCGCAGUCAGGGGUAUUAUUGAUAUCUCGCUAGACUGGAGGCUAUAUAAAGAGCCCUAGUAACGGCCAGUAUACUCCAUCUCCCCCUCCCACUCCUACUUCUCCCUCUUCUCCGUCUUGUUUUCAGAUAUUAAACUAUCCAUCCAAAAGAUAUGGGAACGAACGAUACAACAUGUCCAGGACCAAUGAAAGCAACCUCUAAUGGAGUCUUUCAGGGAGAGAAUCCUCUGCAACAUGCGUUGCCUCUUCUGAUACUACAGAUCUGCAUCGUUCUUUUCCUCACUCGUGUUCUUGCUUUUAUCCUCCGUCCUCUCCGGCAACCACGUGUCAUCGCCGAGAUAGUGGGUGGAAUAUUACUUGGACCAUCAGCUCUUGGGAAAAGCUCAAAGUUUCUCGACACAGUUUUUCCAGCAAAGAGUCUAACGGUUCUAGACACACUUGCCAACUUGGGACUCAUCUUCUUUCUCUUCCUCGUCGGUCUCGAGCUUGACCCUAAAUCUCUCAAGCGAACCGGGAAGAAAGCUCUCUCCAUCGCACUAGCUGGAAUCACUCUCCCUUUCAUCUUCGGCAUCGGAACUUCAUUUGCACUGCGUAGCUCCAUUGCUGAUGGAGCUAGCAAAGCUCCUUUUCUCGUGUUCAUGGGCGUUGCUCUCUCCAUCACAGCUUUCCCCGUCUUGGCACGUAUCCUCGCUGAGAUCAAGCUUCUCACAACUGAUAUUGGGAAGAUUGCCUUGUCAGCUGCUGCGGUUAAUGACGUGGCGGCUUGGAUUCUACUAGCUCUCGCGGUGGCUCUCUCCGGAGAAGGGAGCUCUCCGCUCACUUCUCUAUGGGUGUUUCUAGCGGGUUGCGGUUUUGUUGUGUUCUGUAUCUUUGUCGUGCAGCCGGGGAUGAAGUGGAUUGCCAAACGUUGUCCCGAAGGGGAACCGGUUAAAGAACAUUACGUGUGUCUCACGUUAGGUAUUGUUCUUGCUGCUAGCUUCGUCACGGACUUGAUUGGGAUCCACGCGCUGUUCGGUGCGUUUGUGAUCGGUGUUAUCUUCCCUAAAGAAGGCAAUUUCGCAAACUCUCUGGUUGAGAAACUUGAGGAUCUCGUGUCGGGCCUGUUCUUGCCUCUUUACUUUGUAUCAAGCGGUUUGAAGACAGAUGUGGCGACCAUACAAGGAGCUCAGUCUUGGGGACUAUUGGUUUUAGUUAUAUUCAACGCUUGCUUCGGUAAGAUCGUCGGCACGGUGGUGGUUUCUCUUUACUGCAAAGUUCCUCUUGAUGAAUCAUUAGCACUCGGUUUCUUGAUGAACACGAAAGGUCUUGUUGAGCUUAUUGUCCUCAACAUUGGUAAAGACAGAGGGGUUUUGAACGAUCAAAUCUUUGCUAUAAUGGUACUAAUGGCGAUUUUUACUACCUUCAUGACGACUCCUCUGGUUUUAGCGGUGUAUAAACCAGGAAAAUCUUCAACCAAAGGCGAUUACAAUAACCGGACAAUCGAGGAAACGAACCGGUCCAACAAACCGCUACGUCUUAUGUUCUGUUUCCAAAGCAUAAUGAACAUUCCUACGAUCGUGAACCUCAUCGAAGCUUCCCGUGGCACGAACCGUAAAGAAACUCUAUCAGUCUACGCGAUGCAUCUCAUGGAGCUUUCAGAGAGGUCAUCUGCUAUACUGAUGGCGCACAAGGUUAGAAAAAACGGCCUUCCUUUCUGGAACAAAGACAAAUCUGGUAACAGUUCCGACAUGGUGGUGGUCGCGUUCGAGGCUUACCAGAGACUUAGCCGUGUCUCGGUGCGUCCAAUGACGGCCAUCUCAGCGAUGGCGACUAUCCACGAAGAUAUAUGCCGAAGCGCUGAACGCAAACGCGCUGCAAUGGUGAUUCUUCCGUUUCACAAGCACGUUAGACUGGACAGGACGUGGGAGACGACAAGGAACGAGUACCGUUUGAUUAACAAGAAGGUUAUGGAGGAAGCUCCGUGUUCUGUCGCGAUUCUUGUUGAUCGUGGUCUUGGUGGUGCGACUCGUGUCUCGUCUAGUGAUUUCUCGUUGGCUAUAACGGUUUUGUUUUUCGGAGGGAAUGAUGAUCGCGAGGCGUUAGCGUUUGCGGUUCGUAUGGCGGAACAUCCUGGUAUUAGCUUAACCGUGGUCCGGUUCAUUCCUAGUGAAGAGUUUAAACCGGAAAACGUGAAGCUCGAGAUAACCGAAGAUCAAACCGGUUCGUGUUCAGGGGAAACUAGAUUGGUUGAUAUAGAAGCUAUAACCGAGCUUAAAGCAAAGCUAAAAGAACAAGAAAGCUCAGAGUGUCAGAUUGUAUACGAAGAGAAAAUUGUUAAGUGUCACGAGGAAGUCUGCAAGGCUAUGGAUGAAUAUUCAAGAAGCAAUCUUUUCUUGGUGGGGAAGUCACCAGAAGGUUCGGUAGCUUCAGGGUUACAUGUGAUGAGAAGCGACACGCCAGAGCUUGGACCGGUGGGGAAUUUGUUAACGUCAAGCGAAAGUGUUUCGACGUCGGCGUCGGUGUUGGUGGUGCAACAGUAUGUAGCAAGCCGUGAUUCUCCGGUGGUUGGAGUCUUGAAGAACGCCACAAAGGAAGACUCGCCGGUUAAGGAUACGGAGAGUCCUUAGCGAUCUCUUUUUGGGAUUCGAAGACUCGAAAAGGUCAAAAGAUUGACUUGUGUCAUUAUGUAAAUAAUAAAUUCGAAUAAAAUAAUUUCACAAAAGAAUAUUUCGUUUAUACACUGUAGGUAUCCGUAGCAUUUGGAUUAAAAUGACUAGAAUGAUGCCCGUCAAUGUUUAUAGUAGUUGACAAAAAAUAGUCAAUGAUUAUGUGUUUUAUAUCUCCUCAUCAGUUGAGCUGGCAAUUCGAGAUCACAAUUCAAUGUUAUUGGUUAAAUAUUUAGUCUCAUAAUGCAGAUACUACUAUACUAGCUAGUUAGCUGAUGAGUGAUGACGAGAAAAAUGAAUCGGGAAAGGACGUAAAUGUUUUACUACUUGAUUCUGCGCACGGAUGAGAGUGUCUUUUGAGUAGCACAUAGUGUUUGUUUGGAGAUGAUUAGCAUUUAGCAGAUUAAAGUCGUUCUUUAACCAUCGCUGGUAUUGAAUGCUGGACUCAUAACUUUUUAGAUCAAUCUUAAAUGAACCUUCUGAGUUCUGAGGCUAAACAUUGAUUGUUUAGCUGAUAAAUUUUUAAAUGUUCCAUGGUGAAGUUGAGGAAUAGAAGGUGUCUUUCUAGAUUUCUUAUCGUUUGUAGUUUUCUUUUUC
Molecule: messenger RNA, 3779 nt
Organism: Brassica napus (rape)
Lineage: Eukaryota; Viridiplantae; Streptophyta; Magnoliopsida; Brassicales; Brassicaceae
Product: cation/H(+) antiporter 17
Exons: 4
Coding region: 690-3143 (817 amino acids)
Biological process (GO): proton transmembrane transport; regulation of pH
Cellular component (GO): membrane; endomembrane system
Molecular function (GO): antiporter activity
Source: RefSeq, a predicted model, not a curated record